UGAGGCUAGCGGCUUACUUCAUAAAAUCUAAAAAAUAAUCAAAUAAAAAAGGCAAACUGAAGGUUCUAUGGAGAUCAAAUAAAAAGCCUAUAAAUUCAUUUCUAUCACAUAUUUAAAAAGCAAAUAUAUUAUGCAAGUAUGAAUUGUUAAGAAACAAACAACCAACCUUCCUACGUUUGGAAAAAGAAAGCAAUAAAAUAUUCCUACGUAAGUAUGUAGUUCUCUUUGCUUCUCCUCAAAGUAUUCUUUGUUUAGGAACACAAAUUACUUCAAACACUUUUCAUGCAAAUAAAAUAUGUAUAUAUAUAUACUGUUGAAUGAUCCUAGGUCCAACCUAAUCUCAUGCAUCGUAAUAAAUUAAUGACUCUUAUAAAUCGCCCAAAACCAUUUCUACUUCUAGGUUUCUUGAUCGCAUGUCUGCUAUUAUGGGUCACAGAGGCUUCCGUUGUCUCAUCCGGAAAUUUCAAUGAAGACUUCCUCGUGACAUGGUCUCCUACCCAUGUUAACACCUCCAGUGAUGGUCGAUCAAGAACCCUUAAGCUCGAUCAAGAAUCUGGAGCUUCCUUUUCUUCCAUCCAGAUGUUCUUGUUCGGGAAAAUAGAUAUGAAGAUCAAACUAAUCCCCGGACCUUCUCAGGGAACCGUGGUUGCUUAUUAUAUGUCCUCGGAUCAGACAAACCGGGAUGAGAUAGACUUUGAGUUCCUUGGAAACGUUAACGGGCAGCCAUACAUUCUUCAGACAAACAUCUAUGCCGAUGGAAUUGAUAACCGUGAGGAAAGGAUCCAUCUCUGGUUUGACCCGACCAAAGACUUUCACACUUACUCGAUCUUUUGGAACAUUCACCAAAUUGUGUUUAUGGUGGAUCAAAUUCCUAUAAGAUUGUACAGAAACCACACGGAGAAAGGCGUGGCCUACCCAAGGUUGCAACCUAUGAGUGUAAAGGCGAGUCUAUGGAACGGUGAGAGUUGGGCUACACGCGGUGGGCGUGACAAGGUUGAUUGGUCAAACGGUCCAUUUGUUGCGUCCUUUGGGGACUACAAGAUAGAUGCUUGUGUUUGGAAUGGCAACCCAGAAUUAUGUAGAGAAGAGAGCAGUGAAAAUUGGUGGAACAAGAAUGAGUUUAGCUCUUUGACAAGAGUGCAAAAGAGAUGGUUCAAAUGGGUGAGGAAAUACCACUUGAUUUAUGAUUAUUGCCAAGAUUAUGCGAGGUUCCAUAACAAGCUCCCCAAGGAAUGUUCUCUUCCUAAAUAUUGAGUUUGCAUCUGUUCUUCAGCUUUUAUUUUUAUUUUUAUUCAUUUUAGGCCUUAAAUUUAAUUUAUAAAUGUGUUUGUUCUUCCUUAUAUUUUUUAUCUAUCAUUAAUAUAAAUAUUUGUUUUUAUUCA
Eutrema salsugineum is the source of this 1382-nucleotide messenger RNA. RefSeq names its product probable xyloglucan endotransglucosylase/hydrolase protein 10. Gene Ontology annotation, cellular component: cell wall; apoplast. The record is from RefSeq and is a predicted model, not a curated record. Lineage: Eukaryota; Viridiplantae; Streptophyta; Magnoliopsida; Brassicales; Brassicaceae. The transcript has 4 exons. Gene Ontology annotation, molecular function: xyloglucan:xyloglucosyl transferase activity; hydrolase activity, hydrolyzing O-glycosyl compounds. The coding region runs from base 343 to 1254 and encodes 303 amino acids. Gene Ontology annotation, biological process: cell wall biogenesis; xyloglucan metabolic process.